Neoarius graeffei (lesser salmon catfish) is the source of this 1677-nucleotide messenger RNA. Its product is annotated as solute carrier family 22 member 2-like. Gene Ontology annotation, cellular component: membrane. The transcript is spliced from 11 exons. Bases 1 to 1677 code for a protein of 558 amino acids. The record is from RefSeq and is a predicted model, not a curated record. Lineage: Eukaryota; Metazoa; Chordata; Actinopteri; Siluriformes; Ariidae. Gene Ontology annotation, biological process: transmembrane transport.
AUGGCUACCUUUGACGACAUCCUGCAAGAAGCCGGCGAAUUCGGCUUUUUCCAGAAGCGCAUCUUCUCCCUGUUGUGUCUCGUCUCAGUGCCCUUUGCUGGAGUUUAUGUAGGCAUCGUGUUUCUGGGCUUCACCCCCGUGCACUGGUGCCGUAACCCCAUGGUGAAGGAGGUCCAGAUGCACUGUGGCUGGACCGUAGAGGAGUCGCUCAGGGUCAGUGUGCCUUUUCAGAACACGUCUGUUGGAGCGGUGCACAGUCAGUGUGAAGGGUUUGACAUCGAGUGGAACGUCACUCAUCUCAGCUGCGAUGACCUGGAUGGAGAGAUCGCAGAGGCAAAGCAUGCUACCCUGCCCACGAGUGCCUGCAAGGAUGGUUGGGACUAUGAUUAUGAGGGAAGAAAAUCCUUCGUCACUGAGUUUAAUAUGGUGUGUGAGAACGCUUGGUUAUUAGACAUGUGCCAGGCACUGCUCUCUGUUGGAUUUUUAGUAGGCAGCAUUGUCAUGGGAUACCUUGCUGACAGGUUUGGUCGAAAAUCAAUUUUUCUGGUGUCCUGUAUUCUGAAUAUAAUUACAGGAAUUCUAGUCACUGUAUCUCCUCACUACAUCGCCCUGCUGGUGUUCAGAGGGCUGUAUGGAUUUGGGACGAAGGGCGGCUGGAUGGUAGCAUUUGUUCUGAUUACAGAGCUGGUGGGUGUGGAGUACCGGAGGCCAGUAGCUGUGUUCUAUCAGAUGUUCUAUAGCAUCGGUCUCCUCAUCCUGCCCCUCAUAGCCUACCUCAUCAAGAGCUGGCGCUGGCUGCAGGUGGCCAUCACAGCUCCACAACUCUGCUUCCUGGCUUACUAUUGGUUUAUUCCUGAGUCACCGAGAUGGCUUCUCUCCCAGAACAACUCCAGUAAAGCUGUGGAGAUCACAAAGAAAAUGGCCAAAGAGAACAAGAAGAUGCUUUCCAAAAAUAUUGAGACACUUCAGGAGGAUAACACAGACAUUUCUGUUGCCUCUUUCAUGGACUUGAUCCGAACCCCCAAGAUGAGAAAACACACCUUCAUCCUCAGCUUCAACUGGUUCGCUAGCGCUGUGGUGUAUCAGGGUCUGAUCAUGCGUCUGGGGAUCCUGGGUGGAAAUGUCUACAUUGACUUCCUCAUUUCUGGCAUAGUGGAAUUCCCUGCUGCCCUCCUCAUCCUCUUCACAAUUGACCGAGUCGGUCGACGGCUGCCGUUUGCAACAGCCAAUAUUGUCUCCGGAGCUGCCUGCCUUAUAACGGCUUUCAUUCCAGAGAGUUUGUUCUGGUUUAAAACGACUGUGGCUUGCAUUGGGAGACUGGGAAUCACUAUGGCUUUUGAACUCCUGAUUUUUGUAAACACUGAGUUGUACCCGACCUUCAUCAGGAACUUGGGGUUUUCAGUGUGCUCUACUUUAUGUGAUAUCGGAGGGAUUGUAGCCCCAUUCCUGCUUUACAGACUUGCAGUCAUCUGGCUGGAGCUGCCACUUAUCAUUUUUGGAAUCCUGGCAGUGAUCGCUGGUGGUUUAGUCCUGCUGCUUCCUGAGACCAGAGGUGUACCUCUUCCAGAGACCAUCGAUGACAUUGAACACCCAAACAAAAACAAAGAUAAAAGUCAUCAGCUGGAUAAUCUCCUGCAGCCAGAUGUGACACAAAAUAAAGAAACUACAACAGUUUAA